Rotaria sp. Silwood1 is the source of this 1293-nucleotide messenger RNA. The record is from the annotation of a GenBank genome assembly. NCBI's taxonomy places the organism in Eukaryota, Metazoa, Rotifera, Eurotatoria, Philodinida, Philodinidae.
AUGACUCGUAUUUCUUCUAUAUUUAAUCUUAAUCGUUUAUUUCAAGUAACAUCAAUUUUUACUUUCAAACAUUUUUGUACUUCACACACAUCUACAAUGGCAACAAAUCAACAAGGAAAUAUUAUUAUUAAUUUAGCUGGUGAUGUUAUGAUUGGUCGUUUAAUUGAUCAAUUACUUCCAACUUCUGUUUAUAAUCCUGAAGAAGCGUCUAUUGUUCGUCCAUUUCGAUUAUCUCGACGUUCAUAUUUUCCUUAUUUACAAGAAGAUAAAUAUAAUUAUGCGACUGUUUGGGGAAAUACAAUUCCAUUGUGGAAAAUGGGAAAUUUAAAUAUUAUUAAUUUGGAAACAACUGUAACUACUCAUGAUAAACUAUGGCCUGGUAAAGUUUUCAAUUAUCGUACUCAUCCUGCAAAUAUUGCAUGCUUAACAAUAGCAAAUAUUCAUCAUGUUUCUCUUGCUAAUAAUCAUACAUUAGAUUUUGAAAUAAAAGGACUUGAAGAAACAUGUGAAAGUUUAGAUAAAUCUGGUAUAUCAUAUGUUGGUGCUGGUAAAACACGUGAACAUGCUCUUGGUCCAGUUUUUAUUGAUGUUCCUAUAACAGUUUCACCCAUUGUUGAAAAAUUAAAACCUAUAUCAAUCAAUAGUGCAGCACCUCGUUCUUCUACAUCACUUAGAAUUGGUUUACUUUCAGCAUCUGAUCAUCCAUCAGAUUGGUCUUCUGUUCCGUCAUUUCAUCUUCUAACUUAUUAUGAUCUUCCAUUACUUUAUACUCAACUUGAACCUCUUAUUACAAAUGCUCGUUUGAAUUCUGAUUUCGUGAUAUUUUCUGUUCAUUGGGGUCCCAAUUAUCAAUGGAUACCAGAUAAAAAAAUUCAAGAACUUGCUCAUUGGAUGAUUCAUCAAGGAGUUGAUCUUAUACAUGGACAUUCAAGUCAUCAUCUACAAGGUAUAGAAAUUGUUCAACGUCAAAAUGGAACUCAUGGUUUAAUUAUAUAUGGUUGUGGUGAUUUUGUUGAUGAUUAUGCUAUUGAUCAAGAAUAUCGAAAUGAUCUUGGUGCACUUUUUCAAUUACAUCUAUCAAUAUCAUCACAAAAUGAAAAAUUAAAAUCAAUUCGUCUUCAAUCACUUUCAAUUUUUCCUACACGAUGUUCUAAUUUUCAAGUGAAUCAAUUAAAUUUACAAGAUAUUGAUUGGACAUGGAUAAAAGAGAAAUUUGUUCAAUUAAGUAAUAUUGGUGAAAGAAUAUGGACACAUGGUCAAAAUAACGAUAUAAAAAUUGAUAUUGAUACAUAA